This is a messenger RNA of Myotis daubentonii (Daubenton's bat), 2788 nucleotides long. It is a transcript of the gene ENAH, whose product is annotated as ENAH actin regulator. Gene Ontology annotation, molecular function: SH3 domain binding; profilin binding. The record is from RefSeq and is a predicted model, not a curated record. Lineage: Eukaryota; Metazoa; Chordata; Mammalia; Chiroptera; Vespertilionidae. Gene Ontology annotation, biological process: actin polymerization-dependent cell motility; axon guidance; actin polymerization or depolymerization.
CGGCCGCCGGCGGGGGGGGAGCGCCCGGCCCCCUCCCCGCCCCCCGCGCCGCCCCCUCGCCCCGGGAAGGAGGGGGAGGGCGGCGCCUGCGUGCUCCUCCGCGCGCCCCGCCUCCCCGGGCUCCCGGCGACGGCGAUCCCGACUCUCCCCCCGCGGCGGCCGCAGCUGCCGGUGCUCACGGCCUGGGCUGCGGGCGCGGGCCUGGGGAGCGGCGGCCCCGGCGGGCACCCCUGCGAGGGCGGCCGAGGAAGCUCCCGGAGGCGGCGGCGGCGGCGGAGGAGGAGGAGGAGGAGGGCGCUGCGGCGGCCGCGGGACCGCGGGGCGCUCGGCCUCCCGCCCCCUCGCCGCGUCCCUCGCCCGCGCCUCCCUGCGCUCCGGCCGGCGCCGCGCUUUGUGCGCGGAGAUGGUGUAGCCCCGCGGCCGCUCGGCCCCGUCUCUCCGCUGCGUCCCGCCCCUGGAGGCCGGACCCCGGGCUCGGCGUCUCCCGGCGGCUGGGGAAGCCCGGGCGCCGGCACCAUGAGUGAACAGAGUAUCUGUCAGGCAAGAGCUGCUGUGAUGGUUUACGAUGAUGCCAACAAGAAGUGGGUGCCAGCUGGUGGCUCGACUGGGUUCAGCAGAGUCCACAUCUACCACCACACCGGCAACAACACCUUCAGAGUGGUGGGCAGGAAGAUUCAGGACCAUCAGGUGGUGAUAAAUUGUGCCAUUCCCAAAGGGUUGAAGUACAAUCAAGCUACACAGACCUUCCACCAAUGGCGAGACGCUAGACAAGUGUAUGGUCUCAACUUUGGCAGCAAAGAGGAUGCCAAUGUCUUUGCAAGUGCCAUGAUGCAUGCCUUAGAAGUGUUGAAUUCACAGGAAACAGGGCCAGCAUUACCCAGACAGAAUUCACAACUUCCUGCCCAAGUUCAGAAUGGCCCGUCACAAGAAGAAUUGGAAAUUCAGAGGAGGCAACUUCAAGAGCAGCAGCGGCAGAAGGAGCUGGAGAGAGAAAGGAUGGAGAGAGAAAGGAUGGAGAGGGAGAGGCUGGAGAGGGAGCGGUCCGAGAGGGAGAGGCUGGAGAGAGAGCGCCAGGAGCAGGAGCAGCUGGAGAGAGAGAGACAGGACCGCCUGGAGCGGGAGAGGCAAGAGCGGGAGCGGCUGGAGAGACUGGACCGCGAGAGACAAGAGCGGGAGCGCCAGGAGCAGCUGGAGCGGGAACAGCUGGAAUGGGAGCGCGAGCGGAGGAUACCCGCCGCUGCUGCCCCUGCCUCUGUGGAGACUCCUCUAAACUCUGUGCUGGGAGACUCCCCUGCUUCUGAGCCAGGCUUGCAGGCAGCCCCUCAGCCGGCCGAGACGCCAGCCCCACCGGGCCUUGUCUUGGGACCACCUGCGCCUCCACCCCCUCCUCCGCUCCCACCAGGUCCUGCCCAGGCUCCAGGGGCGCCCCCUCCUCCCCCAGGACCGCCCCCUCCUCCUCCACUUCCAGCCUCAGGGCCUCCGCCUCCCCCUCCUCCGCCCCCUCUUCCGAACCAGGUGCCCCCUCCGCCCCCGCCUCCCGCUCCUCCUCUCCCUGCCUCUGGAUUUUUUAUGGGAUCCGUGUCCGAAGAUAAUCGCCCCCUAACUGGACUGGCGGCUGCAAUUGCUGGAGCAAAACUUAGGAAGGUGUCACGGAUGGAGGACGCCUCUUUCCCAAGCGGGGGCAGCACCGUUGGCGUGAAUUCGGCCUCGUCCAAAGCCGACACGGGUCGUGGGAACGGACCCCUUCCUCUAGGGGGCAGUGGAUUAAUGGAAGAAAUGAGUGCCCUGCUGGCCAGGAGGAGGAGAAUUGCCGAAAAGGGGUCAACAGUAGAAGCAGAACAAAAAGAGGACAAAAGCGAGGACGCCGAGCCUGUCAUUUCUAAGGCCUCUUCCACAAGUACCCCUGAACCAACAAGAAAACCAUGGGAAAGAACCAACACCAUGAACGGCAGCAAGUCUCCUGUGAUAUCCAGACGGGAUUCUUCAAGGAAAAAUCAGAUUGUUUUUGACAGCAGGUCCUGUGAUUCGUUACACAGACCCAAGUCCGCGCCCUCAUCGCAGCCCAGUGCCAACGGAGUCCAGGCCGAGGGACUAGACUACGACCGGCUGAAGCAGGACAUCUUAGAUGAAAUGAGAAAAGAACUAACCAAGCUAAAAGAGGAGCUCAUUGAUGCAAUCAGGCAGGAACUGAGCAAGGCCAACACCGCGUAGAGAAGCAAACUGCGGAGAGAGAGGACUUAAGCCCGGAGGAGGAAAGACACACCGACCGACAGCGACGGCGAACCACGGGCCCUCCGUUUGUGAGCCGUGAGAAGGUGAUGGAGACGGUCGGAAGGGGGGGGCGGCGAGGGGGGAACCAACCUACUUUGAAAGCCUUCAGACACCGUGACUCCGGCGGCCAGCUAUUUCUCUCCCAGUUUGCUGCUUUACUCUGACCUUUUCAACGGGAUGGAAGAGCCGUGGAACGUUCCAGAAAACGCUCCAUAAGCCCGUCAGGCAAGAUCGCCCGCCGCGCAGUGAAAUAUUUUUCCGGUCAAGAUCGGAUCUCACAUUUCCACAACCCAUGGCUUAAGAAUAAAGAGGAGCGAGGCUUACGGAGGUUUUUUUUUUUGCAGAGAGCGCUGAUGAAGAAUUCAGCAGGUCAUGCUAUUGUAUUGUACAUGUUUCUCUCAGGUUCGUCUUCCUAUCAUACUUAGUCCAUGAAUAUCGAGGUGAGCCCCGUGUACGUUUCAACCGUCCAAGGUGGGACAAAACGGAAUGGCUGUGUGCUUUCGAAGGGUGAUAUCUC